AUGACUGAUCAUUGCCCCUUAUGUUAUGUAAUGCAAAAGUCUAUUAAGAAUAAUAGGGUGAAUCGAAUCCCCCACUUGAUCCAAGAAUAUAAUAUCGAUAAAGUCGUUCAUAUUCGCUAUCAGUACAAUUGUCUACCUGACUAUCUCUCACGUUAUUCAAAAGAACAAUUUGAUGAUAUAUUCGAUAUUGAAUAUGGCUUAGCUAGUAAAUCUCAUUCAAUCUUAUCAUCAGCAACAUCUAAUAAUGAUACUAAGAACUUAACAUCAGAUUCAUCAGUUUCUCCUACUAAUCCGAAUGUUUUAGCAGUCAUGACUUCAAGACCACGUAAAAAUCGAGUUGAUUAUACCGAAGAACAUAUUUCUGAUGGAAAUGACGUGAAUAAUCAUCAUGAUUAUAUAGGUAUAGCGGAUUCUAGACACAAAAGGAAAACCAAACUAACAUCUAAACUUUCACAAAACUUUUUCGAUACAACUAAGUUACAAGUUGAACAAGAUCGAGAUCCUAAGACACAUAAGAUAAUAAAAAAUAUAUCUACUACAUCGCGUCAACAUUCAUUUUUAUUCGACGAUAAUCUGCUUUACAAAUUACUUAGUUGUCAGAACCGUUCUAAUCGAAUCAUUAAACUGAUCUAUUUGCCAUCAUCAAUGAUAAAUUCUUUAUUAAAAGCAUGCCACGAUGAUCCGGUAACAGGCGCUCACUUUUCUACAGAUCGAAUGUAUUAUAAAAUUCGUUCUCAUUUUUGGUGGCCCAGAAUGAAAGCCACUAUACAGCGUUACGUAAAGUCUUGUAGUUUGUGUACACAAUUUAGUAUAGAUCGUGUUAAAAGAUACAGUCACUUACGUUCUAUUCCACCACCUGUAGGACCAUUCGCUUUAAUAGGCAUUGAUUUUUGUGGACCAUUACCUAGGACUCCUCGUGAGAAUCAAUAUGUGCUUAUUAUUGCGGAUUAUUUUACGAGACAUAUAACAGCAAUAUCAUUUCCUAAUUGCACAGCAGAAACUGCAGCGCGCGCCUUAUUCGAUGAUUUUUUUUGCAAGUUUGGUAUACCAUCAGUUAUCUUAAGCGAUCGUGGAACACAUUUUCAAAAUAAGUUAAUGGAGAAUUUACAAAAUCUCAUAGGAUACAAUCAUAUAUAUAGUACUUCCUACCAUCCCCAAACAAAUGGUAUCGCAGAGCGUUUUAACGCUACUUUUGUAACUCAGAUUUCGAAGUUACAAAAUGCUCAACAUAACAAUUGGGAUGAGUACUUGCAAGCCGUUGUCUUCGCUUAUAAUGCAGGAGUGCACAAGUCCACGAAAUUUUCCCCUUAUGAGCUACUAUACGGUCGCACUGCUCGUCUACCCAUUCAUAUACCACCUAGAGAAUUUACAUUUCUUAAACCUAACGAUUAUUUUGAACAAUUAAAAAAGACGUUACGUAUAUUUCAUCAGACUUCGCGUGAAAAUAUAUUAUUACAACAACAAGCUAAUCAGGCAUAUUACAAUAAAAAUCGUCUUGAUUCACAACUAAAAUUAGAAGAUAAGGUUUGA
Molecule: messenger RNA, 1530 nt
Organism: Rotaria sp. Silwood2
Lineage: Eukaryota; Metazoa; Rotifera; Eurotatoria; Philodinida; Philodinidae
Source: the annotation of a GenBank genome assembly